This is a messenger RNA of Phanerochaete carnosa HHB-10118-sp, 1972 nucleotides long. RefSeq names its product glycosyltransferase family 90 protein. The record is from RefSeq and is a predicted model, not a curated record. NCBI's taxonomy places the organism in Eukaryota, Fungi, Basidiomycota, Agaricomycetes, Polyporales, Phanerochaetaceae. The coding region runs from base 6 to 1889 and encodes 627 amino acids. The transcript is spliced from 7 exons.
CCAAAAUGCACGAUGGCAUCCCUAGCAGCAAGCGGGGUUUCUUCUACGUUGCGGCAGUCCUCCUGAUCUUCAUGCAAGCUGGACUAUGGAGUGCUAGGAGGAGAACACAGGAGGUCUUCCCCGACAACUCUCUGGUACCAAAAGUACCGAGCCUUUUCUCGUUAAUCAAGGGCGAAUCCAGAACCACUAUCAAGGAGCACCCUAUCCCGAGGCUCAUGGCUGAAGCUGAAGUGCAGUUCCGCGAACGUCUUACACGGCAAAGCAAGACCCUCGUAAAAGCCGUGGCAGAGUACAAGACGCGUUUCAAGCGCGACCCACCGAAAGGAUUUGACGACUGGUGGAAAUUCGUGCAGGAUAACGAUGUCCUGAUGGUUGAUGAAUACAAUGCUGUUGCCGAGGAUCUAGAACCGUUCUGGGACCUCUCGCCAGCCGAGUUCAGGCAACGGGCAUCCUUAGCGGGCCAUUUGCCCUCGGUUGACUUGGUGAAGGUUCGCGGCGGUGAAGGAAAGGCUGUGAAUGUCAAAGAUGGAUUUGAUAGCCCUGACGGUGUCUCCGAACGUGCCAAGGGUUUUCUACUGAUGAUUGAGAAAUUUCAGGACAAGCUUCCAGACCUGGACUUCCCUAUCAAUGCUAUGGCAGAGGGGCGUAUACUAGUACCCUGGGAGCAUCGACAAUACCCCAAUCUCACUGAUGGCGGAGUUGCUGAGCAACUGAGCGGGCGAUACUCUCCAGAUUGGCGAGGGGAAGGUACUGUUUGGGAGGCCUUCCGCCGCACAUGCGAGCCAAAGACCCCUGCACGCCGUCUAUUCAGUUCUACACGCGCCUCGUCCACCACGCAAGCCCGAUUGAGCCAACUCGAUGCCAUUGAUGACGAAGUUACAUUCGUGCGGAGCGUCCAAGGAAACUUCUCCUUCUGUCAGAACCCGUGGGCUCAUUACAGCCAAGGACACUUCUUUUCCGACUGGAGGACGAUCCCUGUGCUAUUCCCGAUAUUCUCUCCUGCGAAAGCUUCUGGGUUUUUGGACAUUCGAGUUCCUAGUCAUUACUACCAUGGCCAGACCCGACGAUAUACGUAUGGAUGGGACCCGGUGAAUCUGGAACGGCACCACGUCGACCAUAUGGAGAUGCCAUGGGAGCUUAAGAGCGACAAGGUUUUCUGGCGAGGCGCGUCCACUGGCGGCGGUAGCUCUCCCCCGGGCUUCGCAGGGCAGUAUCAACGCCACAGACUGGUGCAGAUGGCGAGUGACCUCUCGAUGACGAACCGUACCAUCCUAUUCGCUGACCCUCCUGGCUCGACAACGUAUACGUUCACCGAGGUGCCAACUGCGGUUCUCAACAGAGAAGUCAUGGACGUGGCGUUUGUCAAGCUCGUGGGCUCUUUCAAUUUCCCUGGUGGGCCAGACGCUUUGCUCAGGGAUCAUCGCUUCGACGAGGGUGGUGUGAACCUAGGCGACCACUGGAAACACAAAUACCUUGUUGAUAUCGACGGCAUGGGGUAUUCUGGCCGUUUCUUAUCUUUCCUGGAGUCUGACAGUGCUGUCCUGAAAGCGACUGUGUACCGAGAGUUCUUUGAAGAGUGGAUCCAGCCUUGGUUGCACUAUAUCCCGUUGUCGCCCACGUACCAUGAAAUCUACAACAUCCACGCUUUCUUCUCAGGUGGAACAGACUCCACUCUCCAUGCCGCAAACUCGACAGCACUACAGCUGCCAGCUGCGCAACGGAGGUCACUGCAUGGCGAUAGACGCCUUCGUCGGAUUGCUCGCGCAGGGAAGCAGUGGAAACGGACCCUCGGGAGAAGAGUGGACAUGGAAGCAUAUGUCUACAGGCUUUGUUUGGAAUACGCACGACUGUGGUCCGAUGAUAGAGAUUCCAUGAACUUUACUCUGUGAUAGCUUUUGAGUGAUAUCAUGUGCUACUCGAACUCUAUGGUCUUCAGGCCGUUGCAUCGGACGUAUCAUAAAUCUACUAGCUG